UACAGACCUUGUCCCACCAUUGGGGUAACGGCAUCAAGUGCGGUAUGCAAAUCCAACCAAGAAGACUUCAUAAAAGCAAUGCAAAUAAUUAAAUAACAGAACGGAGAAGAGAGCACAGAGAGAACACAGAGCACAGGGCACAUAGAACAGGAACCAGAACACGAAACAAACAGCGGCAGCACGGGCCACGGAACCGUGCCAAAUGACAUGCUACUUGAGCUGGCGAAGCUUGGAUUAACUAGCUCCCAGAGAAAUAAAUAUAACACCGAAAAAUAACACAAUAAAACCCAAAACCAAAAACCAAACCCCGAACCAAACACCGUACCAAACACCGUACCCAAUCCCCGCACGGAGGAGCAGCAGCAGGAGGAGCCCCGUCAAGGUGCGACAUCCGACAGAAAUCCUUCGUCGCCGCGCACCCAAUAAAAUGCCCUGUCGGAGUGCGCGCCAAGGCAGGACGGGACUAGGAGGAGGAGCAUUGGGCAGAGGUGUCUGCUCCCUAGUCGGAGUCCCCGGGUUAGCCGGCAUACUGCUGGCAUUUCUGGCAGCUGUCAGCUUUCGUGGCAUGCGUGCGCCGCUGGCAGCGAGUGCGGCGCCCAUGGGGGAGAACGCAUCGCUAAUUGCACCAACAACUUUCGCGCCAACAAUCACAAUGGCCACAGCGGUGGGAGGGCCAGGAGUUGGGGGUGCUGCAACAGUCAUGCGGCUGCGAGGCGGUGGCAAUCAGGCGGCUGCCAUGGAGGCUACAACAGUGGAGCAGCAGCAGCAGCAGGAGUUGCAGCUGCAACAGGAUCAACAGCAGCUGCAGCAGCAGCAGCAACCGGUGGACAUCUGGAGCGAGAGGCCUGACACAGCAACGCUGACAAAGGGCUUUUCAAUACCCACGUAUCUGCCGCCCUUUCCGGACUUCAUUCCUGCCGAUUUGCCGCAGAUACAAAGGAACGCCAGUGCGUGGCCGAGAAGUCCGACGGAUGGCAGACUGAUGCCAUCUAAUGAGCAUCCACCGCAGUCGCAAUCUCCGGCCCAGGGACAGUCCCAGGCCCAGCCACGACUCCAUGCCUACGACAGCGAACAAAAGGAGCUGCAGCUGAGGCGUGAAAAGGAGCUGGCCAGGGAGCGGGAGCAGCUGCCACGUCGCCAGCUCAGUCUGCCACCGAUGAAUGCCACCGUGCAAGCCGGCCAGCAUGCCUAUCUGCCCUGUAAACUCAACCAGCACACAAACAAGCCCCUCUCCUGGGUGCGUUUGCGAGACGAACAUAUCAUUGCGGUGGAUCACACAACCUUCAUCAACGAUGCCCGCUUCGCAUCGCUGCUCCAGGCAACGACAUCCACGGCCCCGGUCCCGGUCCCAUCCACGACAGCCACCCCCACUGCCGUUAUGGUCAUCCCGGCGAAUGCCUCCAGUCCGGAGGACAGGGGCAACGGGAGCAGCUUGAGCUGGACGCUGCAAAUCAAAUACGUGCGGCUGGAGGAUGCCGGCUGGUACGAGUGCCAGCUGGCCACCGAGCCCAAAAUGAGCGCCAAGGUGCAGCUGUUUGUGAUAACACCCCGAACCGAGCUAAUUGGCGAUCGGCAGCGCUUUGUGAAGGCGGGCAGCAAGGUGGAGCUCCACUGCAUUGUGCGGGGCACUCUGGAGGCCCCGAAAUACAUAUUCUGGUAUCGCGGGGAGCAGCAGGUGACGGCCGAGAACGAGGCCAGCGGAGCCCAGAGCGGCUGGUACACCCAAAUCGAUAGGAAUAUCUUUGGCAGCACCGAGCACAAUCGGAAUACGAUUGGCUCGCUGGUCAUUCCCCUGGUGCGCAAGAUCCACUCCGGCAAUUAUACGUGUGAGCCGGAGAAUAGUGCAGCGGUGUCCAUGCAGCUGCACGUGCUUAGCGGGGAGUACUCCGCUUCGGCCAUCAAGUCAGCGGCUGCCGGUCUCCACAGACUGGGCCAUGGCUACAGCAGUCUCCACCAGUGGCUAAUCUUCCUCCUGGUGGCUCUGAACAAGACAUGAGUCUACCACGCCGUAAUAGAA
Messenger RNA from Drosophila obscura, 2017 nucleotides. RefSeq lists its product as uncharacterized. The record is from RefSeq and is a predicted model, not a curated record. Bases 428 to 1996 code for a protein of 522 amino acids. The transcript is spliced from 6 exons. Gene Ontology annotation, cellular component: neuron projection membrane. Gene Ontology annotation, biological process: synapse organization. Lineage: Eukaryota; Metazoa; Arthropoda; Insecta; Diptera; Drosophilidae.